Leucoraja erinaceus (little skate) is the source of this 2087-nucleotide messenger RNA. RefSeq names its product biliverdin reductase A (gene blvra). The coding region runs from base 163 to 1050 and encodes 295 amino acids. Gene Ontology annotation, molecular function: nucleotide binding; zinc ion binding; biliverdin reductase [NAD(P)H] activity. The record is from RefSeq and is a predicted model, not a curated record. Gene Ontology annotation, cellular component: cytoplasm. Gene Ontology annotation, biological process: heme catabolic process. The transcript has 7 exons. Lineage: Eukaryota; Metazoa; Chordata; Chondrichthyes; Rajiformes; Rajidae.
GUCUAUUGGACGCCUGGUGGCCGACGGCAAAGAUCUUAUAGCACAGACCUUUGGCUGACGGAGACAGAGACAGCUUCAUAUAAGAACACGUACCCACUUUUCACAGUUCUGGAAUAACUCAGCGGCACAGGCAGUAUCACUGGAGAAAAAAAGGGCAUCAAAAUGUUGGGUGUUGUUGUAGUUGGAAUUGGGAUCGCUGGCAGAGUUCGGAUCCGUGACCUCCUGAACCCAAUGCCUAACAGUCCCUCAGAAAAUCUGAAACUCAUUGGCUUUGUCUCCAGGCGGACAUUGGGCAAGAUAGAGCACGUGGAUCAGAUCACCUUGGAUGAAGCCCUGCUCAGUGAUCAAGUACAAGCUGCCAUCAUCUGUCUGGAGAAUUCGUUCCAUGAAGAAUACACCAGGAAAUUUCUGAAUGCGGGAAAGCAUGUCUGUGUGGAAUACCCAAUGGCACUCUCAGUGGCUGCUGCCGGUGAACUGUGGGAUCUUGCUGAUGCCAAAGGAAAGAUUCUACAUGUGGAGCACAUAGAACUACUAACAGCAGAGUACAAUCUGUUAAAACAAACAGUGAGCGGAAAAGAGCUGAUGGAGGGUACUCUACAUUUCACAGGUGGACCUUUGGAUAGGCAACACAACGGAUUCCCUGCCUUCAGUGGUAUAGCCCGUCUGACUUGGCUCAUAGAUUUGUUUGGCGAACUCACAUUCAAAUCUGCUACACUCAGUGAGGAUCUAAAGCAACAAUACUGGAAGAUGACAGCACACUUACACACAAAAGAUAACAGAGCCUUAACCUGGAUUGAAGAAAGAGGACCAGGAUUAAGACGUGCAAAGCAGAUCAAUUUCCAAUUUAAAUCGGACAUUUUGGAUCGUCUCCCAGAAGUGCCCAAUAACCAUAGUGGAUUAUUCAUGAAAGACCUCAAUUUGUUUGUCCAGAAGCUAAUAGGGCAAAAUCUCACUGACACUCCUGAAAGGAAACGCAUCCUGUACUGCCUGGGCCUGGCAGAUGAGAUAAAGGCUUUCUGUGAGCAGUCUCCAUCAAAUUGUCAUGAUUAAUAAACUUUUACUUUUGCAUGUAUAAUUGGCUAUGUUAGAUUGUUGGAAUUUGGUGUGAGGAUUAAUAUGUGUGCCUGUUUUAAAAAACAUUUCAGAUGAAUAUAAUUUCAUUAGACCUCUUCAGAGCUUAUGUUAAAACCAGAAAGUGAUAUAUUUCGUAAUUAUACAAAGUAGUUACCAGCAGUUGGAUAAAUACUGAUUUCAUUGAAUCUUUUGUUUUGUUCUUUUCUGAUGGUGUUUGUUAAAAUAUCACAUGGCUAGAAAUACUAUGAUUUAUUUUGGACAUAACCUUUAUCUGAAGCAAUAACUGGAGCAGGGGUCAGUAGUCAUUAGUCUUUUGCUGUUAAUUUUUUCCUGCUUGCUUACUAAAACUUGAUACGUGUGAUAUCUGAGCCUUUAAUAUUACUUGUUUCCUAUAGCAACGCAGAAUUAUAAGACAGCCAUUUUCCUCUCUUCUCUUUAGCAAUGUUAUAUGUAUGCAUGGAGAUAAUUCAUGAAAAGAUUACUUUGUAAAUAUUUGUUAGAUCCAUACAUUCUCAUUAUAGUAAGGUUAAGAAUACACAUUAAUUCUGAUUCCAACCACAAUAAUUUCAGUUAUGUUUAGGUAAAAUUGUAGCACACUCCAUGACUUAAUUUGUGAUCUCCACAAGAUUGAUUAAAGUAGUCCCCGUGUGGUAACGUAUUUGAUUAUUGUGCAAAACACAAUAUGCUGGAGUAACUCGCGAGUUAGGCAGCAUCUUAGAGGAAAUGGAUAGGUUACAUUUUGUAGUAGGGGGGAGAACAAAGUCUGACAGGUUUAGGUGGAUGAGUGGGCUGAUUGGCAGAUAGAUGGAGUAAGUGACAAAGGUUAGUUGAACAGGAGACAAAAGGGUGUAAAGAGAAGUUAAAUGUAAAACCAGAGGGUUAUAUGUGGAAGAGACCAGGGGCGAGGUGAAAGAGGGUGGUAGAGUGAGAGAAAUAGGUGCAUGCUGGGACGGUGUGGGGGCGGGUGGGUAAGAGCACAGGAAAGAGAGAGGAGGAAUUUCUCCCACCUACCC